Messenger RNA from Rhipicephalus sanguineus (brown dog tick), 1429 nucleotides. Its product is annotated as A disintegrin and metalloproteinase with thrombospondin motifs 19-like. Bases 64 to 1338 code for a protein of 424 amino acids. Lineage: Eukaryota; Metazoa; Arthropoda; Arachnida; Ixodida; Ixodidae. Gene Ontology annotation, biological process: proteolysis. The record is from RefSeq and is a predicted model, not a curated record. Gene Ontology annotation, molecular function: metalloendopeptidase activity. The transcript is spliced from 12 exons.
CGUGCAGCGCGCUGCCCAGGUUCUGUCACUGUGUUAAAGUAGUGGCAAUCCCUUCCAGAAGUAAUGCUUCUUCAUUUUUUCGAAACAAGCCUUCUUUUUUGCUUCGCAUCAACACUCCAAGAUGGUGAAAUUGUUUACCCGACUGUACUUGUGCCAAGGUCAAACAAAGGGCGAAAGGUGCUUCAGAUAAGCAAGAACAUCACACUUUAUCUUGAAAAGAGCCAAGUGUUUUCGAGUGACUUCGUCUUUAUAACUGAAUCGAAGGAUGAAAAAAUCCUCCACCGCAUGAAGCGUGAAUACUACGAGAAGAACUUGUAUCAUGACGAGAAAAUCAUGGCUUCCGUCAUAGUCGACGAAGACAAUGGCGUCCAAGUCGAAGGUGUUCUAAGCGAUACGCUGCGCAUCCGACCUAUGGCACAAAUGGAGCGCUCAGAAGACGGCCGCAUCCCUCACGCCCUUUACGAAAUCACACCGCCUUCGUGGUCGAGAAGAGGGCCCGGAAGACACAGGAAGGUGAACCUUCGCUUUGGGACUAUCCGCACGCCUCGAAUCAGACUAAGAGUUGUAGGAAUAACGAUGUGGAAGAAGAAACCGACGUACCUUGUGCCAGGAAUGGAGCAAGACCAAAUACUGGACAUCGAGACACUAAGAGAAUUCAACAAGUACUAUAAGGGUACAAUUCAGUUCAACAAUUCUGACCUGAUGUUUUUGUUGACUGGACUGGACAUGGUUUUCAUUGAAAAAAACGUAACCAUGACCUGGGUUGGCGGUCUUGCCAAUACAGGCGCGAUAUGCCAAGGAAACAAAGUAGCCAUGGCAGAAGACCGUCCAAGAGCCUACAUCAACGUUCAAACGGUUGCCCAUGAAAUCGGGCACAGUCUCGGCUGUGCACACGACGGAGAACCUGCUAUACAACAACUACCAAAUCACACAAGCUCAGAGACCUGUCCCCCGAGUGACGGCUACAUCAUGAGCUACUCAUGGAAAGGUGAAAAUAAGUACCGUUUUUCCAAAUGCUGCCAGCAGAACAUCAGAAAUCUGGUCACGCACCAGCCCAAAUGGAGUUGUUUAAUUCAAGUGAAGCUAAAGAAAACCAUCUCAAAUAAUAAGGACCUUCCUGGCAUGCGUACGACGGAAGAAUAUUUCUGCAAGAAAACGUACCUUUUUGAUUAUGAUGCGUUCUAUGACAAGACUUACGGCGUGAAAGACUGCAAGGUUCGGUGCCAAAAUAAGACCGACCGGUUCACGGUCAGCGCUGUCGACGGCACGCCUUGCGAAGAGGAUACAGGCACGAAAAAGCAUUGCAUCCUUGGGAAAUGUAUUGAAGUGAAAAAAUAGUAACUAUGGAGCCUGUUUUAUUGUAAUAGCAAGUUGUUUGGUUAUCCUAACAUUGUCAUCCGAGUGCUGAAUAAAAGUGGCUAUUUAUUUC